AUGUCCUCCCUCUUCUCCGUCUUCACCACAUCCUCCACACCCGCCAACAACACCGCCCAAACCUCCCAUUCUCAAGCCAGCCGCUCGCCACCGACCCCGAGCCAACGCACUGCCGAAGCCCGUGCCGCCUUCGACGCCUCACUUGCCUCCACAGGCGCGGCGGCGCUCGACAACGAGCUGCACUCACGCGCCAAGAACAUCCACGACAACGCCGCCCAUCUGGACGAGCAGGACCGGCGCGUGCAGAAGGAGACCAAGACGUUGCAUGGCGAGGGCGACGCCCUGGAGAAGGCGCUGGGAAAGGCCGAGAGGGCGCUUGGCGGCGAGAGCGCCGAUGGGUUUGAAGAUGAGAUCAGGAGGAUUGAGGCCGAGUUGGAUUUGCUGGACGAUGUGUUGGAUGAGGUUGAGGGGAAGCGAGUAGAUACGGACGCAGGUGAGCUGCACGAGGGAGGUGGUAAGAAGGCAGAUCGAAGUGAAGACUCAAAGGAUGGUGGCAAAGUUGUCGUAACGUGA
This is a messenger RNA of Cyphellophora europaea CBS 101466, 513 nucleotides long. RefSeq lists its product as uncharacterized. The record is from RefSeq and is a predicted model, not a curated record. NCBI's taxonomy places the organism in Eukaryota, Fungi, Ascomycota, Eurotiomycetes, Chaetothyriales, Cyphellophoraceae. Gene Ontology annotation, molecular function: nucleotide binding. The transcript has a single exon. The coding region runs from base 1 to 513 and encodes 170 amino acids.